Molecule: messenger RNA, 3060 nt
Organism: Arvicola amphibius (Eurasian water vole)
Lineage: Eukaryota; Metazoa; Chordata; Mammalia; Rodentia; Cricetidae
Gene: Pcp2
Product: Purkinje cell protein 2
Exons: 6
Coding region: 2546-2992 (148 amino acids)
Molecular function (GO): guanyl-nucleotide exchange factor activity; protein binding
Source: RefSeq, a predicted model, not a curated record
CGUGCUGAAACAGAAACAUAGACUUAAGGUCUGUGACCAUAUAUCUAUGCCUGCUCAUGAAGAAAUGCGUCCCAGUCUUUUUUAUUAGCGUAUAUUAAUUGCACAUGAUAGUGAGUUUCACUACGAUAUUUUCAUAUAUGCAUAUAAUGUAUGUUGAUCAUAGUUACCCUCAUUCCCCCUUAUGCCCCAUUCUGGAUGAACCCUUUCCCCUUCCUAACUAGUCCCUGAAGGAGACCCCCCCCCCAGCACAGUAGGGGCUUCCUCCCAGGCCCUGGAUUAGCACAAACCACAUCCAAACACCUGCUUUCACAGAGAGAUCCUUUAUUAAGCAGGGAAAAAAAAGUUAAAGUGGCUGCUUUCAGUCUCAGGCAGAAAAAACAGCAGCCAAUGACCUUGCCCGUGUAACUUUUCAGAGGAGAAAAGGGGGAGGUCUUUUAGAAUCUGCUAGAAUGCAGUGGCAUAUUUUGAUUGGGCGUGUUAAUUAGGUGAACCAAAGGGGGCUUUUGAUUGCUGGACUUUGGUACUCAUCUCAGCAAAGAGCCUGGCACAGGAAAGUGUCCAAAUAAGGAAACAGACCUUGGUGGCUAGUUUUAGGGAUGUAAUCUAAUGAUUUUUAGCAAGGCAGGGGAAAAGGGGGAGAAGGGCAAGGCCAGACAGAGCCACAUGCUCGAGUGGGCUAGCGUCCCUUCAGUCACCUCUACCUGCAUAUGUAUGUGUGUCCUGAUGAGUUUUAACUGGGGUUGCUUACAGGAGCAUCAGCAACUUACCAGUGGCUACAUCGCUGAAAAAAAGUCUCACUCUCCUUCAGUUCCAAUGGCUCAGAAAAGAAUGAGGCUUUCUGAGCCUGUAACAAUCAUAUCCACCCCAGAUUCCUCCUUCCACUCCCCCAGAUACCUCCCAAUACAUAACCCUCUUCACUUCACGUCUUCUCUUGCUUGUUUGUUUUGUAACCCACUGUGUCCAGUUAGUGCUGCUUACUGGAAUUUUGACAGAUAGUGUUGGUGUGAUCUUGUGCAGGGAACACCAUAAGUGCAGGGAGUGCACGAAUAUAACAGCCAUGUCAUGCCUGUGUUGUGCCCAGACUUCUUGCCUCCCCCCCCCCAAGAGACCACUGGGGAACCGGAACUUGGAUGCAAAAGCAAAGUUUAUUCCAAACGAGACUACACACGAACUCUUCCUUUCACAUGUAUCUUGCUCUUCAGUUAAACCUUGUAAUUUAAGAGUCACCCAGAUAAAAGACUAAAGGGAUCACAGGGAACAGCUGAGACCAGAGUCCCAAAGAAAGAACAUUGAAAGAAUAGGCCUUAACAGUUUUAGAAACCUUGCUUUUGCAUCCAAGUCCUGGCUCCCUGGUGGUCCCUUUGGAGGGCAAGAAGUCUGGAAGCAGCAUUUCUCAGCACUACCUCUUCCUUUCACAUUUGCCACUCUCUCUUCCACAAUUCUUCCUGAGCUUUGAGGAGGUUCCUAGUUUUGGGGGGGGGGUUUGCUUUUUUUUUAAGAAGGGUUUUGGGGGUCAUGGCGACAGAGGAUCAAACCCCGGAUCUCAUAUGUACUAGGCAAGCACCUUACCACUGAGCAACAAUUCUAGCUGUUUGUCACAAUAUUAUCUCAAGAACCACACACACAGGGUGACAAUUGCAUCCGUGUGCUGAUAUGUCCAUGUGCAGAUUCAACGCUACACUACACACACACACACAUACUCGGGGGAGCAGGGGGGGGGGGGAUUAAAUUAAUCUCAGAAUGUCAGAGUGGAGCCUGCUUCCGUCUUUUAUCUAGAGAGGAGCUGACAUCCCGUGACAGAGAGUGCAUCACCCAUAGACAUGAGGUUGCAAAUCAAACAAGUGAUAGUUGUGGAUGCGGACUUGCUAGUCUGAAGUAGUUUUUGACCUGUAAAUCUUCCAGGUGGGGCUGCGAAUGGAGCUCGGUUGGUAGAGCACUUGCCUAUCAUGCACAAAGUUCAGGGUUCCAACCCCAGCACCACUUAAACCAAGCAUGGUGGCCUACACAUAUAAUCCCAGCAACGUCUAGAGGCAGGAGGAUCAGGAAUUCAAGUCCAUACUUGGCUACGUAACUGGUUAGUGAACAGGCUGGGCAUCAUGACAUCCCGUAUCAAAAUAAACAAAUAAAUAAAUGAUCUAUAGGGACCGGAGGAGGGUAAGGGUGUGAGCUGCAAGUAAAUGUGAGAAUGACUGACAGGAACGGGAAGUGACAGGAGCCGGAAGUGGCUGGCAGGAGUGGAUAGUGGGUAGCAGGAGUGGGAGAUGACCAAUAGAGGCCAGGAGUGCUUACAGAAGCAGCAAGGGGCAGUGGCCAGACUUCUUAGGUCAAACUUGAGUGAGGAUGAGGACUUGAUCGCUCCAAGCUUUAAACCACCUUAUGAGAGACACUCUGACCCAGCAGCCCUUAGGAAAUGCAUAUAUGCUACAGAGAACAGGACACCAUACUGUGUACUGAGAAUUGGGGCCCGGAUGGCCACAUGAGAGCUGGGGCAGGUGAUGCCAUCUGCCCUGCAGAGGGAUGAACCUGUAGACAGGAACUGUAUGGCAUGCCUGGGGACAUCCUCCAUCCUCCUGUUGGUCUUCAACAUUGCACUGGCUUCUUCUUGGCCCCAAUUGAGAGUCCUCAGGGCCCCGCAGGUUCACCAGACCAAGAAGGCUUCUUCAACCUGCUGAGCCACGUGCAGGGCGAUCGGAUGGAGGAGCAGCGCUGUUCCUUGCAGGCUGGUCCAGGCCAGACCCCAGAAAGCCAGGGUGGCCCUGCUCCUGAGAUGGACAAUCUCAUGGAUAUGCUGGCCGACACCCAGGGCCGCCGCAUGGACGACCAGCGUGUAACAGUCAAUUCCCUGCCUGGCUUCCAACCUAUUGGUCCCAAGGAUGGAAUGCAGAAACGACCUGGGACCCUCAGCCCUCAACCCCUGCUCACCCCUCAGGACCCUGCUGCACUCAGCUUCCGCAGGAACAGCAGCCCCCAACCCCAGACACAAGCUCCUUGAGAGUUCUAGCCAUCCCGGGCCCCUCACUGGCCCCUGAAAACAACAAUAAAACGCUUGGCACUAGUAAC